Messenger RNA from Aspergillus bombycis, 333 nucleotides. RefSeq names its product oxidoreductase. Gene Ontology annotation, molecular function: oxidoreductase activity. The transcript has 2 exons. The record is from RefSeq and is a predicted model, not a curated record. The coding region runs from base 1 to 333 and encodes 110 amino acids. NCBI's taxonomy places the organism in Eukaryota, Fungi, Ascomycota, Eurotiomycetes, Eurotiales, Aspergillaceae.
AUGAGUUUUCCCUUUGGGUUAGUGGGUGUCGGUCGCCGGGGGCCGGCUUAUUCGGCUGCGAAAGCAGCGCUGAAUGCAUUCAUCCUUUGUUUCAGGGAGCAGCUCAAAUCGACAAAUGUCAAGGUGAUCGAGCUGUCUCCUCCCGCUGUGCAGAGUGAGCUCCACGACUACAUGACACCUGAAGUCGGGCGGAAGAUCGGUAUGCCGUUGGAUCAGUUCAUCGAUGAGGCAUUCGCAGGGCUCCAGGAUGGUAAGGACCAAGUUGUGGUCGGCAGUGUUGCAGAGGAGAAGACGUUCCACGAGGUUCUCAACAAGCGACGGGCUAUGUUUUGA